UUUUGACGAUAAACGUCAACUUCCCGUGUAAGCGGGUCGUCCUUGACCUUGAGCCAAGCAAGGCAACUCCUGCCGCCGUCCUUAGCAGAUUUAGGCCUGCUUAUGGACGAACAGCCGAAAUUAGUUUGUUCGCGGUACAACUUGUACGAGUAUUUGAAAUAAUUAGUGUUCCACUGGACGAGUAGUGUAAACGCGACGUUAGUGUGGCGACAGUAUUCACCUUGUCGUCGUCUAACGGACUUCCGUUUCGCAGGCUGUCGUCGCGCGAUGCUGCCUACUAGAUUCCGCGACGGUCGCCAGCGGUCGUCGCCGUCGCUCUGCGAUGUCGCAUCGUCUCCGAGACGCCGUCAUGCCAUUUUCUUGUCGCUUCUCCUCGUCGCGAGCAGCCUGACGAUUGUGUCAGCCUACAGCUGCAGCUCAGUCCCGGGGCUGGCAUUGCUAGAGCCGAAGUACUUGAACCGCGUGUCGCGCUACGUGAGCAUGGGGCACGACGAGAGCUGCGGGUGCUGGCACGUCUUUGUCGACGUGGACUGGCGCGACCUGGACGGCGUCAAGGGCGUGCGCAGCGAGGGGGCGUGCAAGUCAUCGUGGGCCAUCACAGCAGUGAAUGCAGUGGAAGCCACAUUUGCUAUAGUCACAAGCGCUAUAGGGUCCAACGACACUAUCUUUAACAUCUCAGUGCAACAGGUGGUUGACUGCGAGCCCAGCAGCAGCAGCUGCAAGGGCGGGUGGCCCACAUCAGCCUUGGACUACAUGGUUGACGCCUCCCAGGACCAAGGCGGGCUCGUCCCGGAGCAAGCCUACCCCUAUAAGGGCAAGCAAGCCAAGUGCAGUGGGGACAAGAUCGCCGCCUCCUCCACACCAGUGGGCCUAGCACGCUACGAGCAGGUGGACUACUAUGGCUGGAUCGGGCUUCUGCUGGCGGUGCAGGUGCAGCCGGUCAUUGCGUUUGUGCGAGGCAGCUACCCCUCCUUCCAGAAAUACAGGGCGGGCGUAUACAGCGACCCCAAGUGCGCGGCAGCGGGCAUUGUGGACCACUCGGUGCUGGUGGUGGGGUACAGCUUCACAGGGCCGGACGGGGAGGGCCACUGGAUCGUGCGCAACUCGUGGGGCACUAAGUGGGGGGAGAAGGGCCACAUGAGGAUGAGCUUCGCAGGAGGCACGGGCAUAUGCGGCAUCCAUGCUGUGCCGGCUAUCUAUCCCAUCAUUCAGGUGCCAUCUCCCUGCGACUCACCCCAGAAGCCGUGUGGGGGCGGCGAGUGUGUGCCCGACGGUUCAGGCGGCUACUCUUGUCUGUGCCCCACCCCCUUCGUUAGCCUCACCAACGACGAUGGCACGCAGACAUGUGCCCCCUUGGACGCGUGUGGGUCACAGGCGUCCAACCCCUGCCUCACAGGCACAUGCAUCAACGACAACGUGGGCGGAUAUUUCUGUCUUUGCCCUCCUGGAUAUGACAAGGGCAGCCGGCCGCUUGGAUGGGACACUUGCACGCCUUCUGACUCUCCUCCCUCCACCCUCUCCUUCCCGGUGGACGUGGACUGCCCUCUCGUCUACCAGCUCUUUGGCCUCACUGAGGAAGCGUUCCUCGCUCAGAACCCCAGUCUGGCUUCCCCCUGCGUCACCAUCCCAGCAAGCACAGAGGUCAACGUGGCUCCCACCCCCUCCUGCGUCUCCUGCAACCUCUACUACUCCUGGUCCAGCGACGACACCUGUGCGGCUGUAGCAGCUCUCUUUGCACUGGACGAGACUGAGUUGACUCGCUUGAAUCCCGGCCUCGACUGCUCCGGUGCCGACUCCUGUGCUGCCCCCUCUGCCGGCCAGCAGAUCUGUGUGCACGAGGGCGAGGGCAUGGACUACCCCAUGUGCGUGUGGUGGGCGGAUGUGCGACCGGGCGACACCUGUGCCGCCCUGAUGGGGCGCUACAACCUCAACGCGCUCACCUUCUUCUGGCUCAAUCCCGGGCUCAAGUGCGACGCGCUCUUCCCCAAUGGAAUGGAGAUUACUGGCGUGCAGGUCUGCAUCUUUGCUUACGUCUAUGGAGGCAACACAAGCAGCCCCUUCCGGUCCUACUCGCAAAUCCAGCAGCACACCGCCCUUUCCCUCCCAUCCACACCUCUCUCAUUGGGAAAGCUCGCCACACACCAAACCGCUGCGCAACGCACCUCAACACACCAAGUCUCGCCACUCCGAGCCUCACACACCCUCCCAACCCCCCUCCAGCCGCUACAGCAGUCGCCCUGGAAACUCGCCUGGGCCACAGCCCACCCCACCAGCAAACCCCACUUCACACCCCCGCUGUGGCGGCAGCCCGCAUGGCAGCAGCGGCAGCAAAGUCUAGUAAAAGCUGGGGUGCUGAGAGCCGCCCCUGCCGCUGUGUCGAAACGGCGGUGUCUGAAGUUCUACUCGGUGACCCGAGGGGACUUCUGUGCGCGGAUCAUAUCGCUCAAGUUCCAAGGCAGUGCCCGCAAGAUGGCGGACUUGAACAGCGGGUAUGUGUGCGUCAAUGAUAGGCUGUAUGUGGGACUAAGUCUGUGCACCCAGAGGUGAGCGUGCUGGAAUAGAGGAGAGGAGGGAAUACAGGUGAGGGUGCUGGAAUGGACAGGCGAGGGUGCUGGAAUAGAGGAGAGGAGCAGUUCUGCGGCUCCAUAGGUAGAGGGUCCAAUCCAAACCCCUGGUUCAGUGUCACAGUGACAGCCUUGCAGCUUUCUCAGUCACUAGAGGGGACUUCUGCAUGCAGAUCAUGUCGCUCGUGGUCCAAGGCAGCAUACGGACGAUGGCGCCGCUCAAUAAUGGCCGUGUGUGCAGCAAUGCUAGGCCGUGUGUGCAGCAAUGCUAGGCCGUGUGUGCAGCAAUGCUAGGUCGUGUGUGCAGCAAUGCUAGGCCGUGUGUGCAGCAAUGCUAGGCUGUGUGUGCAGCAAUACUAGGCCGUGCGUGCAGCAAUACUAGGUCGUUUUGCAACAAUACCAGGCUGUGUCUGCAACAGUACUAGGCUGUGAGUGCUCGAGCUGUGCACGCGCAUGUGGGAGGGCGGGGCAAUCUGAAUUAUGGUGUCUUUUGCUUUGUACGCUGCCCGCCCACGCUGGAUACCGCGGUAUGUGUGCAAUGAUGACCGGCCGGGCCCAUGCGGAGCUGAGGUUGUGUUGCAUGCCGAAGAGGGUGCAUCUCAAAAUGGCUGAGAUUCUAUGUAGUGUAGGAGGGGAGAUUUGAUGCUUUACAGUAGAGAGAACCCUGAAAGGGCAAUUGUUUAUAUGGCUCUAUAUACCAUGUCAGAACUUAGUCACCACCACUAACCACUGAGUUAAAAGGGCUUGUUAAGCUUCCCCCUGCGUCACCAUCCCAGCAAGCACAGAGGUCAACGUGGCUCCCACCCCCUCCUGCGUCUCCUGCAACCUCUACUACUCCUGGUUCAGCGACGACAUCUGUGCGGCUGUAGCAGAGCUCUUUGCACUGGACGAGACUGAGUUGACUCGCUUGAAUCCCGGCCUCGACUGCUCCGGUGCCGACUCCUGUGCUGCCCCCUC
Messenger RNA from Closterium sp. NIES-67, 3521 nucleotides. The record is from the annotation of a GenBank genome assembly. NCBI's taxonomy places the organism in Eukaryota, Viridiplantae, Streptophyta, Zygnematophyceae, Desmidiales, Closteriaceae.